Molecule: messenger RNA, 1633 nt
Organism: Phytophthora nicotianae INRA-310
Lineage: Eukaryota; Oomycota; Peronosporomycetes; Peronosporales; Peronosporaceae
Exons: 1
Coding region: 483-1559 (358 amino acids)
Biological process (GO): mitotic cell cycle; regulation of DNA-templated DNA replication initiation; DNA replication preinitiation complex assembly
Cellular component (GO): nucleus
Molecular function (GO): DNA binding; DNA polymerase binding
Source: RefSeq, a predicted model, not a curated record
GGAUAAGGCAUCGCCCUCCGAAGGCGGGGAUUGGGGGUUCGAGUCCCCUCGAGGACGCUCUUUUGGUCAGAAGUCAUGGUCCAGUCAUGUAGCGAAACACAACGCCCACUUCAAUUUCAAAAAAAAGCAACUCUUUCUCCAACAUCGACAUUGGCAUCCACACGACGCGCAUCGAGCUGAUGGCGAAGGAUCAGAGAGGAAGACAUGUACAUGCGAAUAGUCGAAGUAUUAGUAGAGGCUACAUUUUUCAAGUUUAUUCUCGCAUGCGAACAAAGGCGGAAACCGUAGCCGCUGGCAACCAGGCACCACCGAGAACAGUUCUUGUUCACCAGUUAACUGUUGCAUCUACCUUCAAGACUAUCCGAAUAUACUAUUGGUAGACAGCAGCGUCGUGUGGACGCCACUCCGCAAUUAGUACAGCCGAAUAGCCCAGCACACAUAUUCACUGUCAAAAACUGUAGUCAUUCAUAAAAAAAGCAAAAAUGACCGAUGAGAAUGGCGGGUCGUCGCUACGACGCUCUACCCGACGCCUGGACAAGCGCGCUCCUCCUUCUCUACGCGUCCUCGUUCGCCUGUUCUCGGCUCUGGAGUUCGGACUCGGAGCCCUGACACUGUAUCAGCACACGCCCGACUUCGCCGCUGUCAAGCGUGCCGUGGAGAGCUCAUGCCAACUUAGCUUCACGCCUACACAUCUACAGCAGAUUCUGCACCUGUUGCCUGGCACCUAUGCGCUCGAGUGGAAGAAGAACACACGCACUGCUCGUCGUCAAGCACAGGAGGAAGGCGGAGAUUCCCUUCAAGCGCAGCGCCAGCGCCUUCAGCAGCAGCCGCCAGUGCUCACACUACGCAAGCAACAGCUGCCCCCUCCCAAUGAGGACUGCGAAAGCCUCGAGGCUCGUAUCACUCUGUUCUUUAGCAAAGCCAACGCCUACUUGGAAGGUCAUGUUCAGGCCAUUAAAAAGGAGUUCCCAGACAUGACAGACGAUGAGUUGAAAAACGCUCUGAAACUCGUGGAGAUUGAGAUGGCCCCACUACCUAAACUUCCGGCGGAGAUAGAGAGUGAGGAGAGCACCACAGCGUUACUGGAGAAAAAGAUUAGCAAAGAGCAGGUAGAUCACGUGACAGGCACCAAGGCCAAGGAAAAACUGGAGGAGGUGCUGGCAAAGCCUGUGCCACAGGAUUUAAAAUCUUUGCCAGAGUGGCUUAUCAACAAGGUCCGCAAGCAGGAAGCUAGUCGCAAGGAUGUGGCGGAGAAUAGUGCGAAGGCCUUGAAGAAACGGAUGCUGGCCACGCUGCCGCAGCUCAGUGACCAGCUGCAGUCGCUCGUGAUUGUCACCAAGAAGUCCAUUUUCCCCAAGGUGGAAGUGGUGCGCAGACUUGCGGUGCGAGCUCCGAUCAAGGGCAAGAUUGAGGAGCAGUUAUACCUGCUCGAGUCGAUGGUGCCGGAAUGGCUCACGGUGGUGCUCGACAGCGGCAAAGAGUACAUCAAGAUUUCAACCAGCUGCAAAUACAACACCGUCAAGGCCUCAUUACGGCGCGCCAUCUCCGUCGAAGCCUAAGUUGCAAACAGGAUAAGGUAACCUGGAAUACAGUCUAAAGAGGAAAUCUACACAACCUACGCUUUACGUCAAAA